AUGGGUGUAAUUCGUAAGAAAACAGCCACCAGAGGUGGCGAGGGGGGUGUCAAAUAUGUCUGUGAUGCCUGCUCUGCAGACAUCACGUCAACGGUACGAAUAAGAUGCGCCCACCCUGCCUGCAACGAAUACGAUCUUUGCGUACAAUGCUUCUCCAGCGGUACCUCCAGCAACUCCCACCAGCCGUCCACGCACCCUUAUAAAGUGAUCGAACAAAACUCCUUUCCGAUAUUUGAUGCCGAGUGGGGGGCAGACGAGGAGCUUCUUUUGCUAGAAGGCUGUGAGAUAUACGGUCUUGGAUCAUGGGCCGAUAUUGCCGACCAUAUCGGCGGCUACCGAAAUAAAGACGAAGUCCGUGAUCAUUACAUCAAAACGUACGUCGAAUCGCCAUGUUUCCCGCUUCCCAAGCGGUGCCGCCCGACGGACAUGGAGUUGGCACAGGAGAUAUCUCGCGAGGAAUUCCAAGCGCGAAAGAAGCGGAGGAUCGAUGAUCGCCGGGAUGCACUCAAAAAUGCACCACCAAUGCCUCCAAAGACAAAACCCACGGCGAGUGUACCGUCGUGUCACGAGAUUCAAGGUUACAUGCCGGGUCGUCUCGAAUUCGAGACCGAGUACGCGAAUGAGGCAGAAGAGGCAGUUCAGCUGAUGCAGUUUGACCCUGGCGAUGGCAUCAAUCCCAGGACCGGUGAACUGGAGCCAGAAAUGGAGUUGAAGCUGACGGUGAUGGACAUCUACAACGCCCGGCUCACCCAGCGUGUCGAUCGUAAAAAGGUCAUCUUUGAGCACAACCUGCUUGAUUACAGAGAGAACCAAAAAGUGGAAAAGAGGAGGACCAAGGAAGAAAAGGAACUUCUUAACAGAGCCAAGCCUUUCGCCAGGAUGAUGAACCACGACGACUUCGAGUCUUUCUCCCAGGGGCUUGUCGAUGAACUGAACCUGCGGCAAGCGAUCGCGCAACUACAAGAAUGGCGGAAUCUCAAGAUCGGAGAUCUCCGGAGCGGAGAAAAGUAUGAGCAAGAGAAGGCCACACGGCAGCAGAGGUCGGUGCCGAUGGGAUCCAUGGACCGUGAACGGCUGGCUACGGCCCAACGUUCCAAGCAAAACGUCCAGCCAGAGCCGCCAAGCGGUGCAGCACUCCUGGUUGCGCCCGAACUACCUUUGCGACCAGCUGCCAACGGUGCAGCAUCGCAAGGCAACCAAGAUGCUCCCAAUGGCGAGCAGAAGUCUCUCACGAACGGACAUACCAAUGGUGUCCCUAACGGCGUCGAGUCGACACCCGCAAAACAAAAAUACGUCCCUCAACCUGUCUCUGGUCUCCAACCACUGGAGCUCACUCUGAACAAUGCGCCAGACGUCCAUCUCCUCAAUUCGGUUGAAGUAGAGCUCUGCAAGGUGUUACGAAUACAGCCAAAGCCCUACAUAAUGAUAAAGGAGCAAGUCCUGAAAGAGGCCUUGAAGGGCAAUGGUUCCCUCAAGAAGAAGCAAGUGCGAGAAAUUUGCCGACUAGAUUCCCAAAAGGGCUCGAAGAUAUUCGAUGCCUUCGUCAACUGGGGAUUCAUAAGUAAGGCCUAA
Molecule: messenger RNA, 1572 nt
Organism: Pseudomassariella vexata
Lineage: Eukaryota; Fungi; Ascomycota; Sordariomycetes; Amphisphaeriales; Pseudomassariaceae
Exons: 2
Coding region: 1-1572 (523 amino acids)
Biological process (GO): regulation of transcription by RNA polymerase II; chromatin remodeling
Cellular component (GO): SAGA-type complex; nucleus
Molecular function (GO): zinc ion binding; transcription coactivator activity; protein binding
Source: RefSeq, a predicted model, not a curated record